AUUCAAAGCGCACUUCUGAAGGGAUUUGCUCAGUUUUUCAUAUUUUGAUAUUUUUAUCAAUUUUUUUAUUCCAAAUGUGCACACUGACAAUCUUUCCUCGUACAUGAGCUUUCUCACUGGACGUUAAGGCCCACGAAGCGAGCGAGCGAGCGAACCAGCCCUCCCCCAUCUAUGUAUAGAAAGCACUCGACGUAGUCUGUCCAAGUGGAGUUGCCGUACAAGCUCCGCUGCAGAUGACUUCCGCCUUCGUUUCGGGUAGCAGCGACGUCAAACGGUGAUUUUUGUGACGAGAUUCGCGCAAACCUACUGGGCGAGGAUGGCUGAAACUGUCAAUCAUCCAUUCCAACGUAUAGUGGAGCCCCUGGAUCCCCAGGUUGCAAAUCAGCAUUUCUAUAAUCUCUCCAAACUUGAAGAUCCCAGAUAUGGGAGCUUGCCGUUCUGCAUCCGUGUUCUCUUGGAGUCUGCCGUCAGAAACUGCGACGGCUUUCUGGUGAAACCGUCUGACGUGGAAAAUAUCCUCAACUGGAAGCAAACCCAGACGCAGAGGGUGGAGAUCCCGUUCAUGCCGGCGCGCGUCAUCCUGCAGGACUUCACCGGCGUACCCGCUGUGGUGGAUUUUGCCGCCAUGCGCGAUGCGGUGGUUAAGCUUGGCGGAGACCCUGCCAAAAUCAAUCCCGUUUGCCCGGCUGACCUAGUCAUUGAUCAUUCUGUCCAAGUGGACUUUAACAAAAAGUCUGAUAGCCUCCAGAAAAAUCAAAACUUGGAGUUUGAGCGCAACAGAGAGAGAUUCCAGUUCCUUAAGUGGGGCUCCCAAGCUUUCAGGAACAUGCGUAUCAUUCCGCCCGGUUCAGGGAUUGUCCACCAAGUCAACUUGGAGUAUUUGGCCCGGGUGGUGUUUAACCACCGAGGCUUUUUCUACCCCGACAGCCUGGUGGGCACCGAUUCCCAUACCACCAUGAUCGAUGGCCUCGGUGUUCUGGGAUGGGGCGUGGGUGGCAUCGAAGCAGAGGCGGUGAUGCUGGGUCAGCCCAUCAGCAUGGUUCUACCCGAGGUGGUCGGAUACAAGUUGCGCGGCAGCCCCGACCGCUUCAUUACGUCCACCGACAUUGUUCUCACCGUCACCGAGCAUCUGCGCCAAGUGGGCGUCGUCGGCAAGUUUGUGGAGUUUUUCGGGCCCAGCGUGGCUCACCUGUCCAUUGCGGACAGAGCCACCAUCUCCAACAUGUGUCCAGAAUACGGAGCCACCGCAGCGUUCUUUCCGGUGGAUGGCGUCAGCGUGGAAUACCUCAAGCAGACCGGGCGAGAAGCACAAAAGCUGGCCUACAUUACAAAAUAUCUGAAGGCCGUGGGCAUGUUCCGGGACUACGGCGACGUCUCCCAGGAUCCAGAUUUCAGUCAGGUUGUAGAGUUGGACCUCGGGACGGUGGUUCCGUGCUGCAGUGGGCCCAAGAGACCUCAGGACAAAAUUCCUCUUUCAGACAUGAAGGAAGACUUUGAAAGGUGUCUGGUUGCAAAGCAAGGUUUCAAAGGCUUUGCCGUGUCCCCGGAUGGUCCGAGCGCCACGGUCCCCUUCUGCUACGACGGAAAAGACUACUCGUUAAGCCACGGCUCUGUUGUGAUCGCGGCCAUCACCAGCUGCACAAACACCAGCAACCCGUCCGUCAUGCUCGGAGCCGGACUCCUCGCUAAGAAGGCGGUGGAGAACGGCUUAAGCGUGAGGCCUUACAUCAAGACCAGCCUUUCGCCCGGCAGUGGAGUGGUGACCUAUUACCUGAAGGAGAGCGGCGUUAUGGACUAUCUCUCUCAGUUGGGCUUUGAGGUGGUCGGCUACGGUUGCAUGACCUGCAUAGGAAACAGUGGACCCCUCCCGGAGCCGGUGGUGGAGGCCAUCUCCCAGGGAGACUUGGUCGCCGCAGGCGUCCUGUCCGGAAACCGAAACUUUGAAGGUCGCGUCCACCCCAAUACCAGAGCCAAUUACCUUGCCUCGCCGCCGCUCGUUAUUGCUUACGCCAUAGCCGGGACCGUAAAGAUUGACUUUGAGACAGAACCUAUCGCUGUUAAUUCCCAUGGCCGAGGGGUCUUCUUGAGGGACAUCUGGCCCACGCGCGAAGAGAUCCAGCAAGAGGAGACAAAGUUUGUCAUCCCGACAAUGUUCAGAGAAGUCUACCAAAACGUCGAGAAAGGGAACGAACGCUGGAACUCUCUGGUGGCGCCGUCGGACGAGCUGUAUCCCUGGGAUGGCGCCUCCACGUAUAUCAAGUCCCCGCCGUUCUUUGAUGGCUUGAGCAUGCAGUUAAAUCCUCCGGCAGCCAUAGACAGCGCCUACGUGCUGCUGAACUUGGGCGACUCAGUGACGACGGACCACAUUUCACCUGCUGGGAACAUCACCAGAAGCAGCCCCGCCGCCCGCUACCUGUCAAGCAGAGGCAUCAGCCCACGCGAGUUCAACUCUUACGGCUCCCGUCGAGGGAAUGACGCCAUCAUGGCCCGGGGGACGUUUGCCAACAUCCGCCUGUUUAACAAAUUCCUCAACAAGCAGGCGCCGCAAACUGUUUUCCUGCCAACUGGCGAAGUGAUGGACGUUUUUGAUGCCGCCGAGCGAUACGGCCAAUCGGGAGUCCCGCUCCUGAUUCUUGCCGGGAAGGAGUAUGGUUCGGGUAGCUCGAGAGAUUGGGCAGCCAAAGGUCCAUUGUUGCUGAUACGUAGAAGAUCAUUCAAAACUAUCAAGAGUAGGCUUUCCUUGAAGGCAGUGAGCCACGUUUCCACCCCCCAAAUCAAGGGCAUCAAGGCUGUUCUCGCCGAGAGCUACGAGCGGAUCCAUCGGAGCAAUCUGGUGGGGAUGGGAAUAAUUCCGCUGGAGUAUUUGCCGGGAGACAACGCAGAGAGUCUGGGCUUGACCGGAAGAGAACGCUUCCACAUCGCCAUCCCCGAGAACAUCGCCCCUGGAAUGAUCGUGGCCGUGACGCUCCACACGGGCAAAACCUUUGGCGUACGGAUGAGGUUCGACACCGACGUGGAACUGGCCUAUUUCCACCACGGGGGGAUCCUGAACUACAUGAUCCGCAAGAUGUCUAAAAAUUAACGUCCAGAGUUAUCCUUACCUCAAGUUGCAUUCCGUUCCUCUUUAAGUGUUGUGUUAUCCGUAGCAUUCUAUAAAGUGGCCUCGGUGGAUAGAGUUUGCCUUCACUUCCCGCUUUGUUUGGAGGUCUUGUUGCCUUCAUUUUUGCCAUACAUUGCUGCUCACGUAGCCAUCCGGUCGGUGCAGAUUUUGUCACGGUCGAAUGGCAACGCGACUCCUGAUACCAUCACGGUACAAAGUUGUGCGACAACUGUUAACUUUUAGAUUGCAUUUGAACUUUUAGAUUGCAUUUGCAGCGAAGGAAUACUUCUGUGCAAGGCUUGUUCAUCGAAUUCAAUCACUUUUGACUCGGCACUCGUCCAUAGAGUCACUGAUGGUUUCGGGCAACCCGUGCCUGACAUGCGGGCAGGCAGGGCGGCGUGAGAUGGCUUCCCACUCAGUGACGCUGGUUGCUUGUUUGUCUGGAUGUGUGCGACCAGUUCAGGGUGUAGGGGUGUCAUCUGCUUGUUGUCAGCUGGGCUGGACUGGGGCGGGCUGAGCAAGCAUAAGCACUGUUGAAAAUGCUUUAUACUGUAUACAUUUCAACUUUUUACACCAGCUAACCAUUGAGGGGAAAAAAAAUAUUCUAAACUUUUAGAGUACCACCAUCUUGACCAACAUUGAACUACAGCAUGGUUGGCCAAUGUGAAAGCCACAAAUCGGAAGUUUGCUUCUAAAAAGUGCAAUAAAAUAUCAUUUGAGAAUACUGAAA
Syngnathus typhle (broad-nosed pipefish) is the source of this 3830-nucleotide messenger RNA. It is a transcript of the gene aco1, whose product is annotated as aconitase 1, soluble. Gene Ontology annotation, biological process: tricarboxylic acid cycle; citrate metabolic process. Gene Ontology annotation, molecular function: 4 iron, 4 sulfur cluster binding; iron-responsive element binding; 3 iron, 4 sulfur cluster binding. Bases 317 to 3082 code for a protein of 921 amino acids. NCBI's taxonomy places the organism in Eukaryota, Metazoa, Chordata, Actinopteri, Syngnathiformes, Syngnathidae. Gene Ontology annotation, cellular component: mitochondrion; cytosol. The transcript is spliced from 21 exons. The record is from RefSeq and is a predicted model, not a curated record.